Messenger RNA from Thelazia callipaeda (thelaziosis nematode), 1881 nucleotides. The record is from the annotation of a GenBank genome assembly. Lineage: Eukaryota; Metazoa; Nematoda; Chromadorea; Rhabditida; Thelaziidae.
AUGAUCUUAUACGAAGAUUUGAGGCAUAAUUUUUAUGGAUCCGCAAAAAGAAAUGGAUAUUUUCAGCAUGUACUCGUUAUCGCAAAUACCGAUGUGGAUGCUGUUUGUGCUACUCAAAUAUUGUUGGAUUUAUUUUCGACAGAUGAUGUAGCAUACACUCUUGUACCAGUGAGUGGUUGGGAAAGUUUUCGAACAGCUCUAAGGCAACAUGGUGAACAAGCACAUUCUAUUGUAUUGUUCAAUUGCGGAGCCACUGAACCGUUACUACGAUAUCUUCGAUCUGGCAUGACGUUAUAUGUUAUAGAUUCCAGACGGCCAUUGAAUUUAUCAAAUGUUAGAAGUAUUUCCAUAGUUCCUGUUUAUUACGACAAAAGUAUUCGUCUUAUAGUAAGUAAACAAGAAUGGGAGAAAUUAGAAAUUCCUGACGCAUCUGAUGUGGAUGUAAGUGAUAGUUCAUCUUCUGAAAGUAGUGAGCAUGACAAUGAAGCUGAAGUGGAAGGUGUUGGAAGCACAACUGUUGGUAGUGAUCAAGUAGAAACAGCGCGAAAUGGAAGCGAUGAUAAUGAUAAUGAUGAUGAUGUAGAAAAAACUAAUACAGAGCAGCCCGGAGGAUCCCAUUCUAGGCGUAGGAAAGAAAUGAGUGAUGUGGCUGAUUACAUUGGAGUGAGAGAAGCCAAACGACGGAGACGUAUGGAAAUGAAAAGACGCCGGGAUGAUAUUCUUUGGAAAUACUAUGAGAAUUCGUGGUAUAGUGCAUCUAGCGCUGUAUUGAUGCUAGAAGUGGCUCAGUCAAUAGGAAGAGCUACUGUUGAAAUGAUGUGGUCAGCAGCUGUUGGAAUAGGCAGUCAAUUAGUGGAAUAUUUAAUUAGUCAUGAUUGCUACACUAUGGUUUGUUUCGAACGUUUACGAACUUUUAGGAUGAAAUUUUGUCCAGAUAAAUCUGAUAUCGUGCGAGGAGAUGAUAUUCUUCGGCUAAAGUUCGAUUAUGAAAUCAUGUUACCUUUAUAUAGUCAUUGGUCCUUAUAUACCAGUAUGGCAAACAACGAUUUUUUUUAUUGCUUAACACAUUUGUGGCAGCAGAGUGGCAUAUUAGCAUUGAAAUCAAUCUUAGCUCAGCUGGAAGUAACACUGGAAGAAAGUUACCAAGUGUAUUCUGCCCUUUCAACAGAACGAAAAAAAGAUGUAUUUAGUCGCCUGUAUAAACGAAUGGGUGACGAAUUUGCCUCUUUUACGGCUCACAUUGGAUACAGCUCUAAAUAUAACUGUUGUGACUUUUCUCGUGCUAUGGCUGGGCGUUUAAGUUAUGGAUUAACUGAGAAGGAAAUGCCUUUCGAUCGUUUUAUUGGAGCUCAAGAAAUUUUACAAAAGUUUAUGGAAGGAAGAGAUAGGUCACCAUUAAUAUCUGCAAUAGAUUCAUAUAAAGAUUGCUUGGUGAGUGUUGUGAACCUAGUAUCGAUGACAAUCAGCCAAACUUUAAUUGUUUCCGUCGGAUCUUUCUACCUUCUUUGUCUUCCUCAGGAAAUCGAAGAUCGCCCUAUACGUUCUAGACAUUUUCUUUUCAUAUUUAUUCAUUACGUGCUUCGAGCAUUCACAGUUUCAAGUCGAUUUAGAAAUCGUGGUGAUCGGCCAUUAUUUGUUGCUAUUCCUAUGUCUGGAGAAGACAGGGGAUGGUUUCUGAUAACUGGCUUAAUGCCUGCCAAUACAGAUUAUGUUGAUGAAAAUCAAAAAAGUUUUAUUGGUCGUGCGAUUCAAAAAGUCGUAGAAAAUUACAUUCAUGAUGGAGCACGAAGAGAUUUUUUCGAUUCCUCAAUGGUGUUGAUUCGAUCGGAUCAAAAAGCUCGAUUUUUUGACGGUUUGCAAGCAACUUUGGAAAUCGGAUGA